This is a messenger RNA of Raphanus sativus (radish), 687 nucleotides long. Its product is annotated as cysteine-rich and transmembrane domain-containing protein WIH2. The record is from RefSeq and is a predicted model, not a curated record. The transcript is spliced from 3 exons. Bases 174 to 455 code for a protein of 93 amino acids. Lineage: Eukaryota; Viridiplantae; Streptophyta; Magnoliopsida; Brassicales; Brassicaceae.
AGAAAACAAAAAAGGAAAAGAGAAAAAAAGGGAACUGCAAGACGCGUUUUACUUAAAUGUAAAACACAGUAGUAUCUCCGCUCCUUUAAUAUCUCAGAUUCUCUCAACCCAUCUCUAUCGCUUCUUCCCCCUAUAACCUUCUCUCGAUCUACUCUCCAUCGCAAAACCUAACAAUGAGUCAGUACAAUCAACCUCCCGUCGGCGUUCCUCCUCCUCAAGGCUAUCCACCGGAGGGAUACCCGAAGGAUGCGUAUCCACCGCAGGGGUAUCCUCCUCAGGGGUAUCCGCCUCAGGGAUACCCUCAGCAGGGGUAUCCUCAGCAAGGCUAUCCUCCUCCUUACGCCCCGCAGUAUCCUCCUCCCCCGCAGCAUCAGCAGCAACAGAGCGGACCUGGGGUUCUAGAAGGAUGUCUGGCUGCUCUCUGCUGUUGCUGUCUCUUGGAUGCUUGUUUCUGAUGAUUGGAGUACCUGCUUUUGGAGCCGGUGAUUUGAUUGCAAGAGAGUGUUUGGCAACUUUAAUUAAGUAAUGGGCAUUGUAAUGGAAUUGAUGGAUACAUUCUCUUGUUUAUUCUCUUUCUGGUUUAUGUUCUUAGAUUCACAAACAACUUAUUCAAUGGCUUGGUUUGGAUUUGAGACUUUAAAAUGGGAAUGUAAAUUUGCGUGGAGAUACUAAGUCCUUUACCUCUCA